Molecule: messenger RNA, 3722 nt
Organism: Mesocricetus auratus (golden hamster)
Lineage: Eukaryota; Metazoa; Chordata; Mammalia; Rodentia; Cricetidae
Product: leukocyte immunoglobulin-like receptor subfamily A member 6
Exons: 10
Coding region: 123-2207 (694 amino acids)
Biological process (GO): cytokine-mediated signaling pathway
Molecular function (GO): inhibitory MHC class I receptor activity
Source: RefSeq, a predicted model, not a curated record
GGACUGUCUGUGCAAUAUACACAUUACAAGGAUACACCCGACUGCAAGGGCUAUGCAAUUACUGUCUGUUCAUUUGGCAAGGGGAUAAACCUUUUACAAACUUUUGGCAAACAGAAGAUGCCAUGAUCCAAAUCCUCACAUUUCUUCUCUGUCUUGGACUGAGUCUGGACCGCAAGAACCCAGUGCUGGCAGGGGGCCUCUUUAAGCCCACACUCAGAGCUGUGCCAAGGAAUGUGGUAACCAUUGGGAAUCAGGUAACUAUAAUUUGUGAAGGUCCCUUAGAUGCCAAGGAAUAUCAUCUCUAUAAAGAUGGAAAACCAGACUCCCAGAUACCACCAACUCAUCAAGACACUGAGGAAAAAGGCAAGUUAUUUAUCUCAUCGAUUGAAAGUCACAAUGCAGGCCAAUAUUCAUGUUACUACAAAAACCCUGCUGGUACAUCAGAACAAAGUGACAUCCUGGAACUGGUUGUGACAGGAGUAUACUCCAUCAAAGUCAUUCUGUCAUCUCUGCCCAGUCCUGUGGUGCCUUCCAAAAGUUACAGGAUUCUUCAGUGUUCUUCACAAGAAAAAUAUGACAGUUUCAUUCUAAUGAAGGAAGAUCAGAAAUUCUCCAGUUCCAUGGCCUCAAAGAACACAAACACCAGACUAUUUCACGCCCAGUUCCCAGUAGGUCCUGUAAGCCACAUCCAGAGAUGGAUUUUCACAUGCUAUGGCUAUUACAAGAACAGCUCCCAGCUGUGGUCAUUACCCAGUAACCACCUAGAACUCCUGGUCUCAGGUAUCUAUAACAAACCCACCCUGUCUGCACUGCAGAACCCUAUUGUAACCUUAGGAGGAUCUGUGAACCUCUCAUGUGUCUCAAAUCAGAGAUAUAACAGUUUCAUUCUAAUUAAGGACAAGCAAUUCUCCAGUUCCAUGGACUUACAAUAUAUAUAUACUGGGAUGUCUCCAGCCAUAUUCCAAGUUGGUCCCAUCACAAUCAGUGAAAGAUGGAGGUUCAGUUGCUAUGGCUAUUACUCAAGCAAGCCUCAUGUAUUGUCAGAAGGGAGUGACAUCCUGGAGCUUCUAGUUUCAGGGACCCUUCAGAAACCCACCAUCAAGGCUGAGCCAGGCUCUGUCAUCACAACAAACAAUUCUGUGACUAUCUUUUGUGAGGGAAACAUGAAAAACCAAAUAUAUUUCCUGUAUAAAGAAGGAAGCCCAAUAAUUCGGCACAGAUUAAUUGAACCGGGGCAAUACUACAAGGUCAAUUUUUUCAUCUCAUCCAUAACACAGUAUCAUGCAGGGCGGUAUCGCUGUUACUGUUAUAAUGUGGAUGGAUGGUCUCAUCACAGUGACUCCCUGGAGUUGGUGGUGACAGGUGUCCACCAUGAUAAACCUAUUCUGUCAGCUUUGCCCAGCCCUAUGGUAAAAUCAGGUAUGAAUGUGACACUCCAGUGUGUCUCAUCAAAAGAAUAUGAUUGCUUUAUUGUGACUACUGAAGAUAAGAAUUUCUCCAGAUCACUCAAGGCACAAUACAUACAUAGUGGACAGUCCCAGGCUCUGUUUCCUGAGAUCUCUGCAACAUACAGAAAACAUGGACCUUUUAGAUGUUAUGGAUACUACAAGAGUAAACCAUAUAUAUGGUCAGAGGCCAGUGAACCUCUGGAGAUAUAUGUCUCAGGACUAUCCAAGAAGCCCUCCCUUCUGACAAAGCAAGGACCUAUUCUGACCCCUGGAGAGAACCUGACCCUGCAGUGUUGUUCAGACAUGAGUUAUGACAGAUUUGCUCUGUCCAGGGAGGGUGGAAGUUACCUCUCACAGAUGUAUGCCCAUCAUACCAGGGAUGGAGAGUCUCAUGCCAAUUUCACCUUAGUUUCUGUUAAUUUCUCCACUGGUGGCAGGUAUAGAUGCUUUGGUUCACACAACUUCUCUUCUGAGUGGUCAGCCCCUAGUGAUCCUCUGGACAUCUUAAUCACAGCAUCUUCUGAGAAUGUCACUGUAUCACAAAACAUGUCCAAACCAAAAACAGCCUCAGAGUCACAGGAAUAUCACACAGUGGAGAACGCCAUCAGGAUGGGGAUGGCCAGCUUUAUCCUUGUAUUCCUUGGAAUACUGGUGUUCAGAGCUUGUCAGAGCUGUAGACAGAUUCAACAUGCAAAUGGAUUGUCAGUGGGGGAUACGGAAUUGCAUCUUUUGCAGUGUCAUGGACUGGACAAUAAAUAAGAGGAUUCACGUUGGCUUUGUAAGAAAAUACAGUGAUCAAAUUGAAGAACUGCUAUCAGAAAACAUACCAGGCAUGAGUGUGAAUUGAGUGCAAGGAAAACAUCUGGCUGUUGGGGUAGAGGGCUCGUUCCCCACCAAUUACAGUUACUCUCUUACAUUUUGUCAAGGAAUUUUGCUGACCAGUGCUCCUUUCUCCUCAUCUAAUGACAUGGGGCAACAUUGUGCAUAAAGCAGGGUUGGCCUCUCAUUUUGUACAUAUUUUGCUUUGUUUUGAUUUCUUAUAAUGCUUGCUAUUACUUUUAAAUUGCUAUAUUCCCAUAUGCAUUAUGAAUUUCCAAUUCUUUUCUACUGAUAACAAAAUACUUGGCACAGUUGCAAUAAACAUCAGCGGAAAUGAAUCUCCCCCAGAGUGAAAAAUAUGUGACAUAAUUCAAACUCUUCUUGUAGGCUUUGGACAUUCAGUUCUCACCAUAUGUUCAUUGUGUGACUUUUCUUAACAUGGAAAAGAUUACCAAUUAUAUACAACUGUUAGAAGAAACUCACUGGUAGGACACAGUUAACGUGGAUUUGAAAUCAUUACUUUUAAAAGCAAAGUUCUGAUGUAAAGUAUUUUAUGAUUAUUCUAUACAUUACCUUUAUUAUCAUUUUAAAUACAUUUAAUUAUUUGGGUUGUGUGGGGAGUAGAGGGUAUGCUUAUGUGUGUAAACAUGCCAUCAUAUGCCUGCAGAUGUCAGAGGCAUCAAAUCUCUUCUUCCAUCAUGAAAGAGGCCUGAAUCAAUCAUAGGUCAUUAGAAUUGGCAGUCAGCUUUUAUACACAGAGGUGUCUUUUUGACUAAAUGUUUUACUGCCAAUGAAUGAAGUUCAGAAGUAAUAUAUUAACAUGGUAAAAGAUACAGAAGUAGUGUCAUGGAUCUCUAAUCCGUACUGAAAUAUUGAGAGCUUGUGCUGGGUAGCAUGCAUUUGGAGAUGGGCCUUAGGCUUCCUAAUAGAUAAAAAAAUUAUUCCAACCCUAAAUUUAUGUCCUCAAAACUCUGUCUACCAGGAAGGAUCAUAUAGAUCUCAGAGGCACAGGCACCUGGUAAAAAUAUAAAAUUUAUGUCAUUAUUCUGAAAAGAUGGAUCUACUCAGAACUGUUUACAAGAUAUAAUUCUAAGUACACUCAAGUCACAGAACCUUUAACCUCCACCAAACCAUACAUCAGCAAUGUCACCCAAUAUUACUGCCAAUUGACAAUUACCAUGAAGGUUAGUACACCUUAUCUUCACAGUAUUUAUUCCCACAGAUCACUCCAGAAGUGAACAUAAAUGUGAAAUAUGAAAUGAAAUAUUUUAUUAUGACAUUUUCAAGAAAAUAGACUGUGUGCAUGUGACAAUAAUAUUUAUUGAAUAUGUCAUGAAUUUGGAAGGGUGUGGGAAAACACAGGAGGAGUUGGAGGGGAGAGGAAGGAGUAGAAAUGAGGUAAAUACAGUACUCAUCUAUGAAAUUCUACAAAAAAUAAAAAGUAUUUAAAUGUUA